CUCCAUAUUCCUAUAUAUCUUUACGUAAACAAAAAACAAACACAAAACAAGAACCGCAAAUUGAAGACGAUGAGCUGCUGCAUUGAUAUUAUUCUUCGGUGCUGCUGCCACACCCUUAUUUCUAUGCUGAUCCUGUUCCUCUUCAUGGUUGGAUCAUCUAAUGGAGAAGAUAUUAAUAACAACCCUUUGUUUGAGUUUUCAAGCAGAGAUGAAGUAGUGCAAAUGAAUGGCUAUGGAGAGGAGAAGCUUUCCACUGUCCUCAUCACUGGCUCCCUUAAUUGUCAGCCCACUAUUCCAGAUCAAUACCAACCUCAUGCAUGGCCAAUACCAGGGGCUUCUGUGGCUGUGAACUGCCACAGCAAUGGGAGGAAGCGGAGAGGCAGAACGGCGGCGGUAGCAGUAGGCGUGACGGAUGAGUUUGGAGAUUUCAUGGUGGAGCUGCCUUCCUACUUGCACGCAAUUCCUAACUUGGAAAAGAUAUGCAGAGUGAAAAUAAAUGAGAUUCCAAAGGGAUCAAUGUGUGGUGUGAUGAACAAGAGACAGAAGAAGAAGAAGCAACUCAGCCUCACUUCCUUUGGGAAUGGCAUCCGUACCUACUCUGCCGGAGACAUUAGGCUCCAUCACGCACCAUUCAAACACAGCAAUUGAAGCCUUCGUUAUUACUUACUUAUAUUAUAAUCAUUCACAUUUAUUAUUUGCAUUGUUAUAUUAGUAACUAGUAAGCUAAGAGAGAGCACCCUAUAGGAUGGCGCUUUAGUCACAGUUAUUGGGUUGCAUUGCAUGUCUUUUACAAAACCCUCCCAUACAUGGUACAAAAAUGGCACCCUUCUUGUUGUUGUUGUAUUUGUAAAAUAUAUAUACGUGCCUGCCUCAUAUUUGAGAUUUUUGUUUUUUUUUUAAAAUAUUUUGGUCUUGAAGAAAA
Molecule: messenger RNA, 922 nt
Organism: Arachis duranensis
Lineage: Eukaryota; Viridiplantae; Streptophyta; Magnoliopsida; Fabales; Fabaceae
Exons: 2
Coding region: 70-648 (192 amino acids)
Source: RefSeq, a predicted model, not a curated record